UUGCAGGAUGUCAACUCAGCUAUUGCAGGCAUAAAAACGAAACGUUCCAUUCAGUUCGUCGAUUGGUGUCCAACGGGUUUCAAAGUUGGUAUAAACUAUCAACCACCAACAGUGGUACCUGGCGGUGAUCUGGCUAAACUUCAGCGAGCAGUUUGCAUGCUCGCCAACACAACAUCGAUCGCUGAGGCGUGGGCUCGGCUCGAUUACAAAUUCGAUUUGAUGUACGCCAAACGGGCAUUUGUUCAUUGGUAUGGAUCUAUUCAUUUGAGAGCAUUUGACCUAUUCGACCGCAAAAUGAGCCUUUGCCUAGAUGAACCCAUCGCCAAAAUUGAACAUGCACUCGACAUGAAAAAAUUUCUUCGAACAAUCCAAUGUAUGAAUCAUUAA
Molecule: messenger RNA, 387 nt
Organism: Anisakis simplex (herring worm)
Lineage: Eukaryota; Metazoa; Nematoda; Chromadorea; Rhabditida; Anisakidae
Source: the annotation of a GenBank genome assembly